Molecule: messenger RNA, 4447 nt
Organism: Sitophilus oryzae (rice weevil)
Lineage: Eukaryota; Metazoa; Arthropoda; Insecta; Coleoptera; Curculionidae
Product: inositol hexakisphosphate kinase 1-like
Biological process (GO): phosphatidylinositol phosphate biosynthetic process; inositol phosphate biosynthetic process
Cellular component (GO): cytoplasm; nucleus
Molecular function (GO): inositol hexakisphosphate kinase activity
Source: RefSeq, a predicted model, not a curated record
UAGCAGUUGCCAGUUCUAAAUCUGACAUCACUGUAGGUGGACUGGAGUCAAUUGUUUUUAAAACUAAGCCACCUAGAUAUUAAUUAGUUUAUAUUUUUAUUAAGUAGCGUGUCAUUUGUAUUACCAUCUCUUAUUUAAAUUCAAAAUUGGAUAUUGUUAUUUAUGUUCAAUCUCAGGCUAGCAUUUGAAUACUUUCACCUUUUGUCUGAUUGUUAGGUCUGUGUCAGUGAAAUGCGGUGAUAUGUGACAUAUUCGCUUAGUUUUCCUUUUAUGUUUGGUUUACUACUAAAUUGACAGUGGACAGUGUCAUAAACUGAUAGUUAGUGCUUAAAAAAAUUAUUUACGGGUGUGAUUCUGUCAUCCUGACGAGCUGAAGAUCGAUACAGGAUUUCUAGGUUGCCACACGAGCCACUAAAUUAUUUUACGUCAGGCGUGGUUUGGCAACGCUGUUAGGCACAGCUGAUUGCUCAAGAUACCAUAAAAGAUCAUCGACUUUCACGUAACUAAUCGCAUCACCUGCUGGGAAAGGAUCUCUACGUUAAUAAGCAACAACAGAGGAGUGCGGCACCAAUCAACCGAAACGUUGACUCUCAUUACGGCCAAGAGGGAUGGUUUAUCUUUUAGCCGAGUGGGGUAUGGGAGAUAGCGACCUUCCUCAUGGAAAACGCAGUAAUUUGGCUGCAAGUCAUGCUUCCGGAAUCAGUCGUUACCCUGGAGACAGACAGCAGGCGAACGUCCAAGAGAACAGUGAAGUCGAUCUGCAUCCUUUAAGUAAUCAAGUUGGCGGUCACACGAGACUUAUGGUACUGAACCCGAGCACGAUAUGCAAACCGUUGAACUAUAGGGAACUAGAUUUUUACCAAAAUAUCCAAGAUCAAGAUAUUAAAAUGUUCGUUCCCAAAUAUAAAGGAGUAAUGCAAGCUACUUUAUGUAGCGGAUCUAAAAUGGAGAAACGAUACAGUCCUAGUUUUGCAGAAGACAAUCUUAAAACGCUCAAGAAUGACAGGAAAAGAAAACGUGAAGAUGUAUUAAAAAUGAAGAUACAUCAUACCGAAUCAAAGGAUGUUAUUAAGAGCAUUUCACAGUCGGACAAUUCGAAUAAACAGUAUUUGAUGUUGGAGAACAUAACUUCGCAUUUUGCCAAUCCUUGCAUUUUGGAUCUUAAGAUGGGAACAAGACAGCAUGGGGACGACGCUUCGGCUGAAAAGAGAAACAAACAGAUGGCUAAAUGUGCAGCCAGUACCUCUGCAAGUUUAGGUGUUAGAUUAUGUGGUAUGCAAGUUUACCAAAGCGAUACUGACUUCUACUACAAAAGGGACAAAUAUUGGGGCAGGGAGUUAAACGAAGAAGGAUUUAAAAACGCCCUCUGUAGAUUUUUUGACAACGGCAGCGGUCUCAGAGUUUUCGUUAUAAGAAAAGUUCUGGCCAAGCUUGAACAGCUCAGAAGAAUUAUCGAAAAACAAAGUUGUUAUAGAUAUUAUUCUUGCUCAUUAUUGAUAGUUUACGAAGGCACUAAUUCCUUUCCCAGUUUUACGGUUACAGAGCCGGAAAUACUGGAUCCGGUUUUUAGUGACAAUUUCGCAUCCAGUUCGGAUAAUUCCCGCGACGUGGCGCCGUGUUGCUACGAUGCGGACACCAGUAAUUCGUCGGCCGAUUUGAAUUAUAGUUUUAAUAGUUCGGAUUUGAGCAAUUCGAGAGACUGCACCUGUAGAGAUUACAAUUCCGCCGAUUUUACGGCCAGUUUCAAUUCAGGGGACGAGGUCAGUCAGGACUCUUAUCAUCGAGGUUUUGCGGAAGCUGCUGCAAGAGGAUCGAGAUGUGGAGUCAAGACUGGAAAUUUCGUACCGAUUAAUGAAGAGACUGUAUUUUUAGAUUCACCUCCAGCAACGAGCAUUACAAAUUCUAGUCCUAGAUCUGUUGAUAGUUGGAUGAUGUUUUCCAACAGUUCCAGCGAUGAGUAUUCUCUAAGUAACCAUUUAAGGGAUAAUUCGAGUUCGAAUGAUGACAGUUCAGAUAGCGAUUUAUCACCUCAAAAGUCAAAAAGAAGCUGUUCCUUAAGACUGUCUGAUUUGGAUAUUGAGGAUACCGAAGACGAAGAGCUCAUACCGCAACUUUCUAGGAGCAGUGUAUCUAAAAGGUUAUGCGUGGGAGAACCUUCUACGGCAUCAAGGGAAAUGAAUUCGACUCCUAAUCCUAAAGUAGAUAUACGGAUAAUAGACUUUGCCCACACAUCUUUUGUUACCAAACAUAGCUUUAAUACUAGCCAAACAAAUAGUACGGUUCACGAGGGUCCAGAUGGUGGAUUUUUGACUGGUUUGGAUAGCUUGAACAGACUUUUGUCAGAAAUUUUAGCGGAACAUCAGUAAAUAAAGAAAUAAUUUAUUGCCAGAUUUCAUUUUUUUUUCUUUAAAUAAAUCAGAACAUAAAUACAAAAUUAAAAUCAAGGCAUAUAAAACAACUAAAGUGAUGUUUCAAACAACUACAGGGUAACCCAGCGUUUUGAAAAAGCUCUAUAUCAGGUUUCUGAUUUGAUAUUUUCAAUCCAAUAUGUUUUAUGAAAUAUUCGGGCAAUAGCAUUUUUAAAACUAUAUCUGUCAAUACAGAGUGGUUCAAAUUAAUUUUUAAAUAAAAGUUUAUAAUAUGAAUGGUAUGGGGGAAAACCAACGAUGUUCUCUUAAUAGGAUUUUUUUAAGUAAUUAACCUAAUAUGUUAAGAAUACCAAGUUCCAAACACAUGCUAAAUUGUAAUUGAAGAUAAAAAAACAAUAUCCAAAUAAUAACGCAUACAGUCGCAAUAACUUGUGUAUCUUUAACAUGAUAUUUGGCAACAUUAAAUCAGUUGUUCCUGUAAAAAUCAGUUUACUGACAUCGCCUGUUUUUCCCCUUAAGCUUCAUUCACAGGGGUGGAUACAGGAAUUUAUUUUAGGGGGGGGCAAAUAAAAGGUAAUGUAGAAUAUACUUUUUAGAGCGGCGUUUUUAACCCAAAAGCCUAAAAUUUAACUCAAUUUAUAGAUUUUAGGGGGGCCUUGGCCCGAGGCCCCCCCCCCCCGUAUCCGCCACUGUUCAUUCAGAUAGAUAAAUGACACUUACCCGUCAUAUAUUUUUACAGGAAAUGCUAUAUACUUUUUAUCUCUCAUAUUCUAUAUUAAGUAGUUAUUAUUUAGUUUUGAAAUGUAACUUAAUUUUCUGCACAUUUAAAGUUCUCCCAGUUCGAAAAAAACGGUGUCAGUGAUGGCUAUGAAAUGAAAAUCUGUCAUUUUAUAUGUAAAAUUAUAUGGGGAAUGUCAUCGAUGUUUAUUUUCAAGUCAACUGGACCCCAUUUUUUUUCGAUCUUUUCUAUACAGACCGUCGGCUACCUCUCGCAUGUAUGGGGAUCGAACCCAGUACCUCUCGCACCGCAGAUCGACACACUACUGUUUGCGCUACGGCCGGCCACUUUUUUCGAUCAAACGGUACAAUAUCAAUAUACUUACAUUUUUUAUGUGGAAACAUUUUAUAUUAAUGUUCUUGUCAAAACUAGAUGUUAUAAAAUACACUUUUUUGGUGGGGUCAAAACUAGAUCUUGAUAGAGUAAGUUAAAACUACCUCUGUGGCGGAUUCAUCUCUCCAAAAAAGUCCUAUAAUGGGUAUUUUGAAAUAAAUAAAAUUAGAGAAAGAUGGUAUUUAAAUUAGAUUUUUUUAAGAAAGGCAUUUUGAGAUAUUAUCGGUACGUUAUCAUUUUUAAUGACAACCGUGAAAUAAAUCAGAUUUAUUUAGUAAAAAUAUCGAAUUGGGGGGAGUGCUUAAUAAAACAGAGAGAUUAAACACCAACUCUGCUCGUCUAUAAUAAUAAAACAGCAUGUACUAUUUGAAAUAGAGAAGGAAAAUACAUUUGGUGUUUACGCACCCUGUAUAUAUCACAAAUUGAAAAUGUAUGUUGACUAGGUUUAGAAAAAGGUACUGUAUUACGGUACUUCCAGUUAAAAAGUAUCAAAAAGUUUGAAUUUUACAAAAGCGAGAGAAAAUUAAAUAAUCCACAAAUUUAGCAUACAACUGAUCAUAUUUCAAAAAUCACCGGGUAUGAAAUAUGACAUUAUUGUAUUUUAGAAUAUGAAUUUAAUGGCAAUGUGCAAUACACUGAGUUAAAAAUUAUGGCGUUUCGGAACGCUGAGUCACCCUGUAUAUGCAAUUAAUAGGAUUUAUGAAGCUAUAUUUUUAGGUACAAAAAAUUAUUUUUGAUGAAAGUGAUAAAUUAUUAGACGCGAGAUUGUGGUGACACCUUAAAAAUAUGAUAAUGAGGUAUAUUUUUGUUUUUAUAAGAAAUUUCAUUUAUUUCAGAAUUUUAACAAUACCUAUUAGACCUAUACUUUUAUGACUGAUUGAUGAAAAAAAUUAACGUAUAAAAGUAAUUAAAACCAGUUACGUACAUUAUUAAUUUAAUUUCUCUACUUAAUUUAUACCGAAAUAUC